AAAAAUUAAAACCAAAAAUUAAACAAAUUCAAAAAAAAAAUUGUGAAAAGUGACAAAGUGUCAACGCCGCUGGUGACACUCCGUCUGUGUUGCGCAAAAACGUCUGAAUUGUACCUACAUAAUUACACACGCAACAGCUUAACGCAGCUUGACGUAUGCCAGUGUUGCGGUUGGGGCAACUAUCUGUGCGCUUCCAGCUCGUCUCACCCUAACUAUCCGUCUGUCCGCCUGUCUGCUUGCCGUGUUCUUCGCACUUAAUUAAUGUCAAGUGGGCAUCACUUACAUUAUGCAAUUUAAGGCGACAACUCGUUUCGCGAACACAAACAGUAGCAGCAGCAGCAACAAAAUUUAACAACAACAACAACAACAACGCGAACACAGGCAACAUCAGCAACAGUACAGACAACAACAAACAGCAACUCGCAGUGUGACAAGUGUCGUGAUUUCGCGUUGAUCUAUUCGCAAGUGAAAGUGAAACAAAAACAAAAACAACAACAAUAACCAAAAGUAAAUAGUAAAUACCAGCAACAAUUCGCGCACAAAAUGCAAAAUUCACAAAAACAAAUGCGGAAAUGAAGUGUAUUUGUGCGACAACUCACAACAACAAUCACAUUCACAGCAAAGCAACAAAAUGAACAUUAAAAAUUGCAACAACAACAAUAACAGCAACUCAGAAUUCACUGCUAGUGAGACAAUAGUUGGCAACAUGGCAGCUGCCACAACCCUAGCAAUGACUGAUGACGCUGACAGUGGGUGUUGCAAGUUGCGCACAUGCAACAGCAUUAGCGAUAAUAUUCAACGUUGUGGUAAAAAUGUUGAUUACAUUGCUACAACUACAACUCCAACAGCAACAAUUACAACACCUAGUGCAGUGGCAAGUAGCAACCAACGAUCAACGACGCUAACACAUUGUUGCAUGAAAGACGACAACUCGCAACUGCGCCUUACCAAGCGAAACAUUACCAAUAACAAUAAAAAGUGUAAAUAUCAACAACACACAUGUGCAGUAGGGUGUGAAGAAGACAAUUUCAUGGCAAGUGAAAGUGCAACAAAAAUGCAAGAUUGCAAACAUUCCGUUGUGAUUAGAAAUUGUAGCGACAGGAGCACCAAUUUACAAGCAGCAGCGAAGCCAUCGAAAGCAACUGUUACGACAAAAACAGCAACAAUACGCUCAUCAUUUUCCAUUGACAGCUCGAAGGGAGUUCUCACUAUGAUGAUGUUGCUGUUUUGCUUCGCGUGGCAAGAUUAUGCCCAGGCUACUUUAAGCAAUGUCAAUUUAUUUAUCGAACCACCAGCAGUGCGACGUGGCCAAUCGGUUAUUUUACGUUGCCAGUAUGCAUUGGAAGGUGCACCGCUCUACUCAAUCAAAUACUAUCGAGGCAAUUAUGAAUUUUACCGUUAUACACCUGGAGAAUUUCCAAAUGUAAAACAUUUUCAAUAUCCGGGCAUUAAAGUUGAUGAAGUUAUCUCCAAUGCCACACAAGUUGUUAUACGCGACGUGAAAUUCAGUUUAUCCGGUAACUUUUCUUGCGAAGUCACUGCCGAUGCACCGCUCUUUUCCACCGCCACCGCUUAUGCGCAAGUACAAGUUGUUGAAUUUCCCGAGAAACGUCCACAACUUUUUACUGAACACGUGCGCUAUGAGCCGGGCGACAUAUUGCGCGCAAAUUGCAGUACCCCACCAUCACGACCACGCGCUGACCUACAUUUCACACUCAACAACAUACCGGUAUCAACGGGCGAAACGCAAUACAUCAGAACGGUUGACAAUUUAAUAGCGUCGAGACUGAGCCUGAAACUGCAAUUGCAUGCAGCACAUUUUGCUGCCGCCAUUAAUACCCAACACUUGAUGAAUCACCUGGGCGGCAGUCAGAGUGCCGUGGGUGUAUCCUAUAAUACACAUGGCGGCGGUGGCGGUCUUGGUGUGGUUGGCAAUGGAGGUUUGGUUUUGCGUUGCACAGCACAAAUUGGUGAUUUGUAUCAGGAAUAUAAGGAAAUCGAAUUGGGCACACCGCAAAAGGAUCCAGUGCCUGCCAGAGUGACAUUGUCAUCCGGCUCUAGUCUGAGUAAUUUCUUCGAAUACUUUUCCUCGGCCAGCUCCUCAGCCGCAUCGGCGAAUAUAUUAAAGACAACGUCGACGAGAAGGAGGACGAGCAGCUUCAUAGCGCAUACUCCAUUGAAAUUGACAAUAUUGGCAGCUGCUGUAUGGCGCACCCAGGCGCUACUCCUCGAUGUGGCAGUUGGUAUAGUUGAUGGUGUUUACAACGCAUUAAGGCUGAAGCAAGCCAUCAUGCGCAACAACAGCAAUGGUAGAUAGUUCAAUCGCUUGAAAUCGAACGCAUUAAUGUAGUGGGGAUGUGCAGAGUAGAGAAUGAGUAUAGUGAAUAUGGAGGCGGUGAAUGAGGCCGAGGUUGAGGUGGAGUGCGCGGCAGUUGCUGCAGAUCAGCGCGAAGAGCGGCAACAACUAGGCAGAAGUGUGAAUGGCGGUUUAUUGGUGGCUGUAAGAACUAAAAGCGCAAUCAAGCAGCUGAGCCAGAAGAAAUAUAUAUACAAAAGUCCAAAGAGAAGAAAAGAAAGCAUAAUUAUAGGCGAAGCAACAAAAGCUUUUAAUUGCGAAGGCGAAUGCGAGCUCAGCAGUGAAAGCAUGAAGUGAAAGAAAACAAUGAAAAUACGAUAUUUUUUAAGUCAGUUUAUUUAAGUAAUGAAAAAUACAUGCACACUACA
This is a messenger RNA of Ceratitis capitata (Mediterranean fruit fly), 2724 nucleotides long. RefSeq lists its product as hypothetical. The record is from RefSeq and is a predicted model, not a curated record. Bases 632 to 2317 code for a protein of 561 amino acids. NCBI's taxonomy places the organism in Eukaryota, Metazoa, Arthropoda, Insecta, Diptera, Tephritidae. The transcript has 6 exons.